This is a messenger RNA of Symsagittifera roscoffensis, 1930 nucleotides long. Its product is annotated as histamine N-methyltransferase-like. The coding region runs from base 765 to 1697 and encodes 310 amino acids. The transcript is spliced from 5 exons. The record is from RefSeq and is a predicted model, not a curated record. Lineage: Eukaryota; Metazoa; Xenacoelomorpha; Acoela; Convolutidae.
GUAGUUCAUGUCAUCUCAUUUGUUCCUUAAUUAUAGUCCUGGUGAGGUUUUUUAGAAUACCUUCGGACCAUUAAUUCACCUUGUCAUCGUUGCCAAAAAUAGUUAUAGGAUUUCAACUGAGAUUUGUUCCGGUGGCACGCCAAUUUUCUGAUCCCUAUACGAUUAAGCAACCGAUGUUUCUGCAAGGUAGUGCACUUCCCCAUGUUAUCAGUAAUAUAGAAAAGAAACAAGAUUUAGCCAGAAACGUGGUUCCGGAUUUAUAAAAGAUUAUCUUUAUUAUUUCAUGGAGACCAUUCAACAUUUACACACAGGAUCUGCAACUCAAGGCAGCCGUUUCCUUAUACUGCACCGGAGCAAAAACCUUUAAUUCUUAAAUUAGUCGACAGUAAUUACGCUUAGCUGUUUCGAGUCCUACAUUUUUUAACCAACAAACAUUCAUUUUAGCCAACAACAAACCGGUGGCACCAAUAAGUGAAGUUAAUCUUUCUUUGUAGGAAAUAAAGUUUCAAUUCAAUAAUAAGUUUGACAAGAAAUUUAUUUCGAAAACUAUUCAUUUUCAAUUUCAAAUAUACUUGCUCAUCUUAUUUAUUCAACUCAAAUUUCAAACUGCUUUAUUUUGAAAGCAGAUCAAAGUUGAAGAACUGCUUAUUACCAACUAAGAUAACAGUGAGUAUUACACAUCAACGGCUAACUCCGUACAUACCAUACGCACAUAACAGCCAUCGACCCUUCGCAACAUCAGAACGAACACUCUUUAAUCGAUAAUGAGCUCGGCGCCGGAUACCACUAACAGCACCUCUGGAGCGGGUAGCAUCAGAUCUCUCUACUCGGACACGGGGAGAUACCUGCAGUCGUUCGGGGCAUUUCUCAAGGACUCCGAUGAACACGAAGCAAUCAUCAACUGGAUCAAGACGUACAUGGAUGAGAUGAUAGUGCACCUAGGAGGGAAGAAAGACCUGAGACUGAUGAGUGUGGGCUGCGGAGACGGACAGGUGGACUUAGUGGUGAUUGAGAAGCUGCGCAAUGCACACUUCCAAAACAUACACGUCACCCUGAUAGACCCAAGUGGCGAGCAAACUGACAGAUGCCGAACACUUCUUCAAAGCUUGACUACUUCUGAAGAAGGACAGGCUCAAGUCACGUUGACCUUCAAAACUACCUCCUUUGAGGACUACAUAGCGACAUUUGAGGCCUCAGGAGAAGCGCUUCCAAAGUACGAUAUGGUUUACCUGGUGCAGAUGUUGUACUACGUCAAGAACCCCUUCAGCGUGCUGGAGAACUCUAUCAAGUCUCUGGAAGGCACCGGGAGGUUGUUCCUGAUCCAUGUGUCAGGACACAGCGGAUACGCAAAGGUCUGGAAAAAGUUCGGUCCUCGUCUUCCACAAGACGACAACUGCAACUACACAACAGCAGAUGACAUCCGCAAGCUGUGCGACCAGUUGGGAGACCACGUCCACGUUGACCAGACCGAAAUCGAGUCCACUUUCAACAUCGGAUCCGACUUGAGGACAUCACUGACCGGACAGCUGGCGGUCGAUUUCAUAGUUGAAGCUGCAGAAUUUGUCGAAAAGGCACCUGAGCCGCUGAAAAGCGAAGUUCUCGACUUGAUAGCGUCGGACGAGUGCACAAAGAAAAACGAAAAAGGCGAGAUGAGUUUCAACAACAAUCUCAGCGCUAUAACAAUGUACGUUCGUUAGAUGCCUGAUGCACGUUGGUAACGAAUACAGUCACUGCAGAAUGCGGAACUCUACUUUAUAGCCUGAUUAUUAAUUGUAUUUGAAUGGUCUCUAAUUUGCGGCUGAUAACUUAUAAAGGUCGUUUGUACGUAAUUAAAAUGUAAGCAAAGUUAACAAACUUCUAUGUAAAUAUGCUCGAAUAGUUGUAUGCAAAAAUUACACCACUAGCAAUUGAUAUGUCAAUUCCUGGUUUG